This is a messenger RNA of Pangasianodon hypophthalmus (striped catfish), 2199 nucleotides long. RefSeq names its product sorting nexin 15 (gene snx15). NCBI's taxonomy places the organism in Eukaryota, Metazoa, Chordata, Actinopteri, Siluriformes, Pangasiidae. Bases 257 to 1396 code for a protein of 379 amino acids. Gene Ontology annotation, molecular function: phosphatidylinositol binding. The transcript is spliced from 8 exons. The record is from RefSeq and is a predicted model, not a curated record.
CAAACUAAUCAUUAUAUUAAAAUAUAAUGUGCGCCAACACACAUAUUUACUUCUUAACUUUUUAUUAGUAAUAAAAAAAACCAAAAAUAUUCAAAACAGCGAAACGAUUUUUAAUCGCCGGCACGAGUGACGUCACACUAUACGUCACUAACCAGGAACUAACUGUCAAAAAUCCAAACACCAGCCUCACGUAUGAGGCAGAUAAAACAGAUUCAGUUUUGUUGCUUGCACAGUAUAUUGCCUUAAACGUUUUGUAAUGGCUAGGAAGACUAAGAAAGAGGAAUACUACCGUUUCUUCACCGUUACAGAGCCACGCACACACGAGAAAGGACACACGGAAUAUAAAGUAACAGCAAGGUUUGUAUCAAAGAAGAGACCAGAGGAUGUGAAAGAAGUAGUGGUAUGGAGAAGGUACACUGAGUUGAAGAAGCUGCAUGGAGAGCUGGCUUACACUCAUAGGAACCUAUUCCGAAGACAGGAAGAGUUUCCCCCCUUUCCCCGAGCACAGCUUUUUGGUCGGUUUGAUGAGGCUGUGAUUGAGGAGAGGAGGAAGGCAGCAGAAGCCAUGCUGCUCUUCACAACCAACAUUCCUGCAUUGUACAACAGUCCUCAGCUCAAAGAAUUCUUCAGGGGAGGAGAGGUGAGAAGACCAUUAGACCCAUCCAUCUCUUCUUCUACACCUCUACCUCCCCCUCUCAUCCCAUUACCUAAGGGGCCCACUGGACUGGGAGCUGAAGAGGAGACAGGGAGGGAGGCUCCAAUCCUGACCCAGGAACUGGAGUCUACGUUGGGUGAAAAGGAGCUUGGCGAGCCUGAGAUGGCGGUGGAGGCUCUCAGUAACAUGGAGAUAAGCCCAGUACAAGAGAGACAGGAAGAGAAAGAGGAAGCAGAAGUGAAUUUCAGCACAGACCAACUAACCACAGUUCCCAGCCCUGAGCCUCCUGGAUCUCCAGUUGAUCAAUCAGAGGAGUUUGAUUCACUCUUUGACUGUGUAUUGGAGGAACAUGUGGAUGGUGCACAGCCCCUUCUCUCAGACAACGACCUAGCCAUCUUUGACCCAUGUGCCAAAGAAGAUCAGGGCUGUGGAUCUCCUGAUCACUCUGAGCUCCUGUCCCUCAAACUGACCACUCAGGAUAGUCCGGUGUGUGGUGAGGAGGCAGACUAUGUGAUCCAGGCAACCAGUGAGAUGACUGCAGCCCAGGAGAGUGAGAAAGAGGGAGACCACAGCACAGCAAUAAUUCGAUACAGAGCAGCAGUGGAAAUCCUCAUGAAAGGAGUGCGAGGAGAUGUGGAUCCUCAGCAAAGGGAUGCAGUGAAGAGGAGGGUAGCUGAGUGCCUCGAGCAUGCAGAGCGACUGCUCUCUUCACAGACUCCUACUCAACAGCACAACACGUAGCGCACGCACACGCACACAUACACACAAACACAUAUCUUUACAGUACUGAUAGAGCCACAGCACCACACACACACACACACACGCAGAGAAUUACAUACCUCUGCUUCACUAUAACUUAAGUGUUACCAUUCAACAACCCUCGAAACUGACAUACGUUUUCACUUUUUUAUUCCCGCAUUUACUUACUAGCUUUAUCUUACCUACAGUCACAACAGGUCUAUGCAUACAACAUGAGCACAAGUUCUCAACACUAUGUUCUUUUUACACUAUGGGAUUAAAAACAACUCAGACAGUGGACUUCCAUUUUCUUUUCAUGACAUUUCAGAGAAUACACUCUAUUUAUAAUCCAGUGCUAUAUUUUACUGUAUUUUUAUUUAAAUUAAUUAUUGUUAAUAUUUGUAAUGUCUUUGUUUGAUUAUGUGCCCUUUUGGUAAACAAGAAGAGUUGGUAAAAAUGGCUGAGUGUAAUUGCGUUAAACUACCACCAGGUGUCCCCAUUAUGCAUCAUGUUCAAACUUCUGUUACUAUGGACUAAAUUCCAAAUAUUAAAUUUAACAUAUUUACACAUGUUUUAAUACCUACACACCUCGCACUCGGUGUAGUUUAUCAGGGUACGUUUGAUGCAUUUUAGUUUUAUUUAAGGCUAAUACAACUAACAAAUAAAUGAAGCCUAUGGCUACCAUUUUGCAUCAAUCUGCAGGCUAAAUGGCACACUUGUUAAGGGUUGAUAGAUUACACAUAAUGACAUAGUGUUAUUUGUAAAAAGUAAACAAAAAUAAACUAAACAAGACUUUUUAAACUUGA